Molecule: messenger RNA, 4876 nt
Organism: Osmerus eperlanus (European smelt)
Lineage: Eukaryota; Metazoa; Chordata; Actinopteri; Osmeriformes; Osmeridae
Gene: aclyb
Product: ATP citrate lyase b
Exons: 29
Coding region: 177-3548 (1123 amino acids)
Biological process (GO): fatty acid biosynthetic process; acetyl-CoA biosynthetic process; citrate metabolic process
Cellular component (GO): cytosol
Molecular function (GO): ATP citrate synthase activity
Source: RefSeq, a predicted model, not a curated record
GGCCAGAUUAUGGGGCGACAGAGAGAAGUGGCAUGCGUGGACUUCUGUAUUUAGCGCAGACUGGUCCAUUUAAAAACUAGACAACAAGCUCUUCAGUUGCUUUAAGGACACGACCCCUCCACUUCUAGGACGUGGAAAAUCUCAUAUAAAAAAGGUAAUUAGCAAGUGAUUCAUCCAUGUCUGCCAAGGCCAUCUCGGAGCAGACGGGGAAGGAGUUCCUCUACAAGCACAUUUGUACCUCGGCAGCCGUUCAGAACCGCUUCCGCUAUGCCAGCGUCACCGCGGAGACCGACUGGGGUCGCAUCAUACAGGACCACCCCUGGCUGCUCUCUGAGAGGUUGGUGGUCAAGCCAGACCAGCUGAUCAAACGUCGAGGAAAGCUGGGCCUGGUGGGUGUCGACCUGGACUUGGACGGUGUUCAGGAGUGGGUCAGGCAGCGCCUCAUGAGGGAGACCACAGUGGGAAAAGCAAAAGGCGUUCUAAAGAAUUUCCUAAUCGAACCAUUUGUGGCACAUACACAGGAACAGGAGUUCUACGUAUGCAUCUACGCCACUCGUGAAGGUGACUAUGUGUUGUUCCACCACGAGGGCGGCGUCGACGUGGGGGACGUCGACGCCAAGGCCCAAAAGCUUCUGGUCGCCGUGGACGACAAGCUAAGCGUGGACUCGAUCAAAGAGCAGCUGCUCACUCAUGUACCAGAGGAUAAGCAAGAGGUUCUGGCCAGUUUCAUAAUAGGUCUUUUCAACUUUUAUGAAGACCUUUAUUUUACCUAUCUGGAGAUCAACCCACUUGUCAUCACCCACGAUGGUGUGUUUGUUCUUGACAUGGCGGCCAAGAUCGACGCCACAGCAGAUUACAUCUGCAAGGCCAAGUGGGGUGAUGUGGAGUUCCCCCCACCCUUCGGCAGGGAAGCCUACCCUGAGGAGGCAUAUAUUGCAGACCUGGAUGCCAAGAGUGGUGCCAGCCUGAAGCUCACCCUGCUGAACCCACAAGGUCGGAUCUGGACCAUGGUGGCAGGGGGAGGAGCCUCUGUCGUGUACAGUGACACCAUCUGUGACCUUGGCGGCGUGGAUGAGCUGGCCAACUAUGGGGAGUACUCUGGAGCGCCCAGCGAACAGCAGACCUACGACUACGCCAAGACCAUCCUCUCCCUCAUGACCAGAGAGAAGCACCACGAAGGGAAAGUUCUGAUCAUUGGUGGCAGCAUCGCAAACUUCACUAAUGUGGCAGCCACGUUCAAGGGCAUUGUCAGGGCCAUCAAAGACUACCAGGGACCUUUGAAGGAGAACGAAGUGACCAUCUUUGUUCGUCGUGGCGGCCCUAACUACCAGGAGGGGCUGAGGGUGAUGGGAGAAGUGGGGAAGACCACUGGUAUCCCCAUCCAUGUCUUUGGCACAGAGACCCACAUGACAGCCAUCGUUGGCAUGGCACUGGGCCAUCGACCAAUACCUAACCAGCCUCCCAUGGCUGCCCACACCGCCAACUUCCUCCUGAACUCCAGCAACAACGCUGUUACUCCAGCCACCACCAGGACAGCAUCGUUCUCUGAGCCCAAAUCAGCCAACGAUGCCACGCCAGCCAAAAAGCCCAAGGAGGGACUCCCAGCAGACAGUUUAAAUUCUCUGCUGUGGCCCUUGAGGAGUGCAGGUUCAUUCACAGGAGACUGCAAAGAAGCAAAGGCCUCUUCAGGCUGCAGUGGAGCAAAGGCGACCACACUGUUUAGCAGCCACACCAAGUCCAUUGUGUGGGGAAUGCAGACGCGGGCAGUGCAGGGCAUGCUGGACUUUGACUACGUGUGCUCGCGAGACGAGCCCUCAGUGGCUGCCAUGGUCUACCCUUUCACUGGCGACCACAAGCAGAAGUUCUACUGGGGCCACAAGGAGAUACUGCUGCCUGUGUACAAGAACAUGGCCGACGCCAUGAAGAAGCAUCCUGAGGUGGAUGUGCUCAUCAGCUUUGCCUCGCUUCGCUCAGCUUUUGAUAGCACCAUGGAAACCAUGCAGUACCCACAGAUUCACACCAUCGCUAUCAUUGCUGAAGGCAUCCCUGAAGCCCUAACCAGGAAGUUGAUCAAGAGGGCAGAUGAGAAGGGCAUCACAAUCAUUGGUCCAGCCACGGUGGGAGGAAUCAAACCAGGCUGUUUCAAGAUCGGCAACACUGGAGGAAUGUUGGACAACAUCCUGGCCUCCAAGCUGUACCGACCUGGCAGCGUGGCCUACGUGUCUCGCUCGGGAGGGAUGUCCAACGAGCUCAACAACAUCGUCUCCCGCACUACCGAUGGAGUUUACGAGGGGGUGGCCAUUGGCGGGGAUAGGUAUCCAGGUUCUACAUUCAUGGACCAUGUCCUACGCUACCAGGACACUCCAGGGGUCAAGAUGAUUGUUGUUUUGGGAGAGAUUGGAGGCACAGAAGAAUACAAGAUAUGUGAAGGCAUCAAGGAGGGCAGAAUUACCAAGCCAGUGGUGUGCUGGUGUAUAGGCACCUGUGCCACCAUGUUCUCCUCCGAGGUUCAGUUUGGCCAUGCGGGAGCCUGUGCUAACCAGGCUUCAGAAACUGCGGUGGCCAAGAACCAGGCCCUGAGGGACGCCGGGGCCUAUGUUCCCAGGAGCUUUGACGAGCUGGGAGAUGUCAUUAAGGUGGUGUAUGAUGAACUUGUAGCCAAAGGAACCAUUGUUCCUGCUCAGGAGGUGCCUCCGCCCACAGUGCCUAUGGACUACUCCUGGGCCAGGGAGCUGGGUUUGAUUCGCAAGCCGGCCUCCUUCAUGACCAGCAUCUGUGAUGAGCGCGGCCAGGAGCUGAUCUACGCUGGCAUGCCCAUCACUGAGGUGUUCAAGGAGGAGAUGGGCCUGGGAGGGGUGCUGGGCCUCCUCUGGUUUCAACGGAGGUUACCGCGCUAUGCAUGCCAGUUCAUUGAGAUGUGCCUGAUGGUGACAGCGGACCAUGGGCCUGCGGUCUCUGGAGCUCACAACACCAUCGUCUGUGCCCGGGCUGGCAAAGACCUCAUAUCUAGUCUGACCUCUGGCCUACUCACCAUUGGGGACCGGUUCGGAGGGGCGUUAGACGCUGCCGCAAAGCAGUUUAGUAAGGCGUUCGACAGCGGAAUGCUCCCCAUGGAGUUUGUCAACAAGAUGAAAAAGGAUGGCAAGCUGAUCAUGGGGAUUGGACACAGGGUCAAAUCUAUCAACAACCCUGACAUGAGGGUCCAGAUCCUGAAGGACUUUGUGAAGCAACACUUCCCCACUACCCAGAUGCUGGACUACGCACUGGAUGUGGAGAAGAUCACUACAUCUAAGAAGCCAAACCUAAUCCUCAACGUGGAUGGUUUUAUCGGAGUGGCCUUUGUGGACCUUCUCAGGGCAUGUGGUGGCUUUACACGAGAUGAAGCGGAUGAGUUUGUGGAGAUUGGUGCUCUGAACGGGAUCUUUGUGCUUGGCAGAAGUAUGGGCUUCAUUGGUCACUACCUGGACCAGAAGAGGCUAAAACAGGGCCUAUACCGCCACCCGUGGGAUGACAUCUCCUACGUCCUUCCGGAACACAUGUCCAUGUAACCAUGGAGAUUGAUGUAAAUCUUAAACGCGUCUGGAUGGUAAUGCCCAAAAAGGACAGGCAGCGGUUCGCACCUCUCUACCCUUCUCUUCAUUCACAACCGCUGCCUUGAUUAAGACUGGGCAGGAUGAUUCCAGAUAGAUAGUGGGAAAUGGUGGUGGUACACUGGGAGUUUUACUGAAAAAGGGGAACCUUUGCUUCUCUUUGCUUCUUUUAGUCAAGUUAUUCUUGAUGUCUAAGUUAUUAAAUUAUGAACAAAGAACCAAAACAAUGCACUCACCAAAUGUGGUCACUCUGGGGUUAAUUGGUACUUGAUUGUCAGUGCUUUUGGGUGAGUUUGCCCUAUCUCAAAAUUGGAAUUAGCAGCACAGUUUAUGCCUUACACCAGUGUUGUAGUCUGAUUGAUUAAUCCAGUACUAAGGCAUCCUAAAACGAUGAUUUAUGUUCAUCUUCCAGCACAUAAGUAUGUAUAGCAAUCGUGCGUGUGUCUCAUGAAACUGGUUUGAUUAACGUGGUGAUUUCCUACGUUUAUCCUGUUAAAUGUGUCCAAGAGGCAUGCACUUGAAAGUAGGCAUUUUUUCUGGGGAGCUUUGUUGUGCAAUCUUACAUUAACACUAACUUACAGAUCUACAAACAAUGAUAGGGGAACUGUACAGUUCGCAGACUAUUUGUGAAUUGGGAGAUAAACAUCAGUAGUUAAUGAAAGCACAAAACACAAGUAACAUGUUAUAUAAGUUUGUGUGCAUGUCAUCCAUGAUUAAUCCGGGUUUCCCUCCCACAAUAAAACGGUUGCUAGCCCACUGUGGAGUGUACACUGGGUGUUAAUGAUAGCGACAGGGAAUACAAUUUUACCUGAACUUUAAUGUGCGUUUCUGGCACUGCCUUCACCUACCCACCCUCCAGGAUUUGGAGGAUGGCCUUCUGUAACUCUUGAAAUCACAAAUUAGGCUGUUGGAUGAUGAUAAAGAUGUAUUUUCUUUGUUUUAUGAUGUCCAAAUCACAAAAAGAGAACGGUUUAAAUGCUUUAUGAAUGUGCCCUGUGAGUCUUAAACGCACCUUUUGCGAGGGACCAUGAAGACAGUGGACUUUAAAUGGAGUGUCGUAAACAUUAUACAGCUACUAGACGACUGCAUUUAGUGGGGCUCCUGUCAGUUACCCAUUUUUCUUUCUGUGAAGAACGUUUAAUGUACACAGGACUCUUUCCACAACUUUCUGGCAAUGUUUGUUCUCUUUGUGCUUUAUUUUAUUUAAAUGUUAUGUUUCUGCUUUUGUAAGCCCAGAAUUGUUAUAUUGUAGUAAAUCUUAAUUAAAAAAAAGACUUGGUUAACUU